GUAUAAUAUGUUCCGCCCUAUUUGAUUAUUGACCUUAUGUUUGAUUUACAUAACUUACAAAGACAAGUCGGCAAGUUCUUGAGCGAUGUUAGCUUUUAAUGUGUAAAUCUUGUUAAAAAAUUAGUAUUCCAGCCAUGUCUGAGCCGUACAUCAUUAACACUGAUAGAGGAGAUCUUUUUACUCAUUAAUAAUUCUUUGUCCAUCGCAUAUGAAACAAUUUGAAAUCUGAUUUUACUCUCUUAUUCCAUGAAACGGGCAAAACAAGAAAGAGAACUGACAGAUGAAGAGCGUAAUAUCGUGAUAUCAGUACGUCAUUGUGCGCGAGAAUUGGACGAUAUCUUACAGGGUGCACGUAGAAAAGCCCAGUCGAAUCCCAAAGUAUUUGCGGAGACAGGAAUUAGUGUCAUGUUUAGAGGUGUUGACUCUUAUGCGGAGAUGUAUGAAAAAUUGGGUGUGAGGUCAAGAGAUGGAUUAGAAAGAUUAUUUUCUAAAUUUUCCGACUGUGAAGAAAUUCAGGAUACUCAAGAUGCAAUCGAAGAAACUGAAGGAAACUGGAGAAAUUUUCUAGUUAAUCUUGAUAAGGAGGUUGCACAUGAUGAGCAUGAAAAUAGUAGAGUUAAUUCAGUAUCUAAACCCGAGAACCUUUCUGAUGUGGAAUGUGAUUACUUAUUCUUACCAUCACUACCGCUUAUUGACUGGCAAACCAGCCGUGAGGUUAACUUGCAAGAUUAUGUCCAAAAAUACAUGUGCCUUGUAGUCAUCUGUCAGCCCGCGUACUGGCCAGAUACUGCUGUUCGUUGGCGUUAUUCAGAGGUAUCAAAAGCCCAGUGUGAUCUAUCCCAGUUCAACGUUGGAUACGCAGUUGUUACAUGGGGCCCAGCAGAUGAAGUGCGGAGUUGGUGUAAACAAGUUAAUCGAAUUACAAAGUGGCCGGUUUUAUGGGAUAAAUCAGGCGAUUUUCGAGCUAAAAUUGGAUUUAAAUCAGGUUUACAACGUGUUUGGGCCGCUGAAAAUCUGGAUUUCCUUGGUUGUCAACGUUCAAUGCAUCAUCGUCCGAUAAAUUCACCGCCAACUAAUCUCAACUGGUCAGAAUGGAAACAAAUCGGUGGCGAAUUAGUUUUAUCUCAGCCUGUCUUAUGGAACCCACAAAAGACAAUGAAAUCUAACAUAUAUGUAGCAACGCAAACAGGUGUAAAACAUAAGCGCAAUACUCAUGAAAGUGAUGAAGAAGAUAGAUCCAAUGAAGAAGACUUGCACUCAGAAUCACUUAAAGUAUCAAUUAGAGAGGCCCUUCGUGAUAAAGAAGCGAUGAGUUCAAAACAGGUCAAGGUUUGUGCAUUGCACCUAAGUACUCGUAUUUCGGAUCUAAUGCCAUCAGGUUCGAUAUAUCAAGCUGCUUUAACAUGUUAUGCUCGUACACACAAUACUACAGAAAGCGAUGUCAUGGAUAAAAUUAGGAGAGAUCGCAGGUUUUGUACACCACCUGAAUCAGAUCGAUUACAGUACGAAGCAACUACCGGUUUAUAUUAUGACCCAGAAACUGCUUUAUAUUAUGACCCACUAAGGGGUUAUUUCUAUGAUUCAACGAAUCAAAUGUACUACUAUUGGUCUCAAUCUGAAGGACGAUAUAUCUUAGCCAAUACAUUGAUUCAAGCUGAACUUGCUGCUGCGCAUGUAGCUCAAGCAGUAGCAGCCCAAGCUGCCGCAGACAAAGCUAUGGCUGAGCGAGAAGCUGCUAAGAAGGCGGCCAUGUGUGUAGCCGCGCAAUUGGCGGAGAUACGUGCGGGUAAAGACGAUUAUGCUGCUUAUGCGUAUGCAACAUGUGUGUUACCUCAACAAGAACCAAGCGACCCAGAUUACAAAGAAAUUUCUACAGACAGUGGUAGAUUUUGUAUCGCUUAUCAAAAUACAACAGCCGCUGCAAAUAAUAUAGAAGCAUCACUAAAAGCAUGGAACACAGGCAAUACUAACAGUGGUACUGAGAUUUUGUCGUCUAAACCUCUUGUUCCUUACACAGAUGACAAUACAGAAACUGAUCAUUGUAGUUCAACACCGCCACCCCCAGGGUUGUAAAUAAUAAAACUGUAAAAAACACAAAAAACCCCCAUUUCAUUACUUUAGUCACAUUGCUCCACUCACUAUGUAUUUGGCACUUUUGCGUAUUAUAAGCUGUGCGGCGUAUUUAAUUUGGUGUUUGUGCAGCGAUUCUCUGGGUUUAAAUAACUUGUAACAUUUUACUAUUUCUGUAAAGCAUAAACUAUUCUAGUACAAAAAAGAAUGAAGUUGGUGAAACAACAUUUGCAUGUCAUGGUAACUAAAGUGUCCUAUGAAUGAGGGUAGGUGAUGCUGAAUGAUUUAAUGCCGCCAACGUAGUUAUUUGACUACAUAUUUUUCGUAAACAUUACUGACAUGCUAUGAAGAUGCAGCGCCAUCUUUUUUAUCAACUGAGCUUUGCUCUUUCUUCAGACAGAACCAACUAUAAGCGACGAAUCGCCUACGAACUUGUUAGUAUUUAGGGAUUUUGAAACCAGUAAAAAAACUUGAUUUGUAAUCUGAUAACGAGGAGACUGUGCACACUAUGAGGCAUAGAAACCCCGUAUCACAUGAGAUAGAAAUAAAUAAUAACCUAUUGGUUUGUAUUUUUGAUUGUCAAGUCUUUCUUUGAGACAUAAAUUGUUGGCAUUUCAUGGAUGAUAAAGCCAGGGGUUGUCAGUAUAUCAAUCAAUCUUCUCGUUGAGAAUACUUCCACAUAAUUAUUUUGAAGAGUUGUUGUUGUUUUGAUAUCUUUGCCUACUUGUUCAACACCAUUUUCUUGGACAUUUACAUAGAAAUAAAACUUGGCAGUGGAAUCACAAGGUCGACUUGUUUUGGAAUGUAACCAUGAUGAAAUUUUUCCAAAAGGAGGUGAACCAGGGGGAUAAUACGUAAUCAGCGCAUCUUGCCGUUCAGAGGAUACAUUAAGUAUGUGAUUGCUCCAUAUAGUACAUAAACGUGUCAGUUGCUCUUGAUCAUGUACGACCAGACGUAUUGAUUUCGAAUGGCUGGUAAUACAAGUUACAUCUGAAGCUUCUUCUGAAGACAUAAGACUAAAUUCUAUGCUCCAUAAAAUACUUUUAGGUUCGUCUUUUUGUAUAUAGACACGGGUUUUGUUGACUUUUGUACGUGACAACAUGAGUGUUGGUGCGAGUCGAAGUGUUACACCAUAUUCAUUGGCCAACUUUACUAGUUGAUUCCUUCUACGUAUCCUCCCAGUAUUUCGAUGAGAUAGCUAAGGAAAAAAUAGCUGGAAAUGAUAAAACUCGUAGCACUGUGUCUAUCACUUAUAAAAAAACAGUACAGUAAAGAAUCUCCCAAAUACACCGUAACCACUGGAAAAGUUGGAAGUUUCUGAUAAGAAAGACGUUAGAGUCUCAAGAGACCAUCUUUUUGUUUGAGCGAUAGGUUAGCAUGGCGACAUUAGUACUAAUAGAAAGGUUGGCAGUACGUGACGAGAUUAACAUUUAAUUUGUCCUGCUAAGAUCAUGAAUAAUAUGUCAGUGAUAUAUUUCGUAGUAUGAGCUUUCGACCUUAACCUACUGACUUUGGCACACAACCCUGCUCAAAAGACAGACUACACGUAAUUUUGUGACGAACAUUGUUCGUGAAGAAUCUGUGAUACUGAUGACGCUUGUAAGUGACUACGUGAGAGUAGGGAUGAAAGUCGAAAAAUGUAAGAGUAUGUUAGGAAUUAAAUAUCUGCAUAUAUGUUGAGUGUCACCGACCAAACUAAUAGCGAGUAACUAAAUCAGAUGCAAAAACAUUGGAAAAUUACGUAGUUAAAAAUGAAUAUGUAAUUAUAAUAAUGAAACUCACGGGCAGAACAUUCGUUACGAAUAUAAAAUCUAGGGAAACUUCGGUGUAACUUUAGGGUUUAGGAGACCAGGAGUGAAGUCUUAGGCUCCAUGGACUUAUUUAUACACAGUGUGGGUUCAUUUAUGAGUCUUCUGAUGGAUACCGCAGUUCUGCAACACAGAACGAGUCUAACGAUUUUUCACUGAUACGACUAUAGCUGCUUCUUUGACAUGGCGGUCGGGCAUGGCUGGAACAUAUGUCCUACUAUUCCAGACAGGUCAGUUGGAGAAAAGUACGACUGAAAGCAGCAAGGUCCGAAGACGAAGUCGUAUUGUUGACUGUGGAGGGGUGCGACGACGCUAAGGUGUUCAACUCGGAAACCAGCAUCUGCAAUGAUAUUGUCUUCUCACAACUGAAGGAAGGGGUUUAAAAAGAUCGAGAGUAGAAAUAUCAAAACUCACCCUACCCCACGGAUUUCUGUCUCCGGCGGUAAGGCCUUUCGAAGUGCGGAGCUAACAAGUCAGGACCUCAUAAAACGGACGUGCGUGUUCGGCCUCAAGCAGUUGUCUCUUGGUUUUUUGCGGAUACGCUCCUAGGUCACUAAGACCAACGUUAAUCAAGCUUUUUUAAAUGGAGUUUUGUUCUCUGAGCUGG
Molecule: messenger RNA, 4485 nt
Organism: Schistosoma mattheei
Lineage: Eukaryota; Metazoa; Platyhelminthes; Trematoda; Strigeidida; Schistosomatidae
Source: the annotation of a GenBank genome assembly